This is a messenger RNA of Hyla sarda, 5131 nucleotides long. RefSeq names its product phosphatidylinositol glycan anchor biosynthesis class Q (gene PIGQ). The record is from RefSeq and is a predicted model, not a curated record. Gene Ontology annotation, biological process: GPI anchor biosynthetic process. Bases 145 to 1836 code for a protein of 563 amino acids. Lineage: Eukaryota; Metazoa; Chordata; Amphibia; Anura; Hylidae. The transcript has 11 exons. Gene Ontology annotation, cellular component: membrane; endoplasmic reticulum.
UCUCCUAGUAACGGAAGCGGGAAAACCGGAAGUGGAUUACUGAAUGACAGGUAGCGGGGAGCGUGACCUCUUGAUGCGGGCAAUUAACCCUUUGAUGACAGUCAUGUGACGGGGUUGAUAUCGGUGUAUAUCGGAGAGGCAGUCAUGGCUAUAAAGAUCUUCUUCCCGACCUCCUGCUCGGCAGCAGAGAAUGGACUCCUCAUCGGACGCUGGAUGGGAGAGCACAGGUCCGCCAUCGUCCUGGCCAUCCUGCACUUUCCGUUUAUUCCUGCCAGCGUGCGGAGAUACCUGAGUCAGCUGGAGCAAGCGACGGGCAUGAGCCUCUCCGUCCUGGGCACCUGGAGCCAUAGUAAAGGAGAGGCGGACGAUAAGAUGGAAAACUUUCUGGGAGAGCUGAGCAGCAUCUUUAAGCACCAGCCCUGGCUGCGGAUGGCAAGGGAGUCCUCCAGCAAGUUCUGGGACUGUCACAUUGAAAGGCUGGAGGAUGACUCCUCAGAGGAUGUGGUCUUGGUCUACUACGACCAGAGGAAGGUCAUGUUAUCAGAGCUGCACUCCGCAUCCGAACACUCGGAGAUAGCUGCCAUGUUUAACACGGUGGCCAAGAACCAGCCCCUCUUUGCCAAUGAUAAGUACGACGAGGGUCCACUGAGGUUAACGCACUGGCAGUCUGAGGGCAGGGAGGCCAGUAUUAUUGUGGAGCUGGGGAAGCAAGCAUCUGUGCCUGUGUGUGCUGUUCUUUCAUUUUGGGUCUCUAUGAUCACCAGCAUCUGUAGUCUAAGGGUCCUUAGCGGGAAGCCUCUCUCCUUCCUAUGGAACAAGCUGUCUACAUGUGAACAACUGGGGAAGCGCCUGGAGAACCUCCGUAUUAUCAGCAGUUCUGAGAAGGCCCAGGACCACACAACGUUCAUGAGAAAGGCCAACAUUGUCUUGUCGCUGCUUGUAGACAUAGUGCUUGGGAUCCUCCUUAUGUCCUGGCUCUAUCGGGGGAACCACAUAGGACAGCUGGCCGAUGCCCUUAUACCUGUGGCUGAUCGUGUUGCUUUGGAACUUCAAAGCCUUCUGCAGUGGCUGAUGGGAGCUCCAGCUGGGCUGAAAAUGAAUCGGGCUUUGGAUGAAGUUCUGGGGCGAUUCUUCAUGUAUCACAUCCACCUGUGGAUCAGUUACAUCCGCCUGAUGUCUCCAUUCAUUGAGGUUAUCCUGUGGUACAUCGGACUGUCGGCUUGUCUCGGGCUGUCCAUGGCGCUCUCUAUUUUGUCUGAUAUCAUUGCACUCCUCACCUUCCACAUAUAUUGCUUCUAUGUGUAUGGGGCCAGACUAUAUUGCCUGAAGAUGCACGGGCUGUCUUCUCUCUGGCGUCUUUUUCGUGGUAAAAAGUGGAAUGUUUUGCGACAGAGGGUGGACUCUUGCUCGUACGACUUGGAUCAGCUGUUCCUGGGGACCCUGCUCUUCACAAUCCUGCUGUUUCUACUGCCAACCACUGCCCUUUAUUACCUCGUCUUUACCCUGCUGCGGCUUGUCAUGAUCGUGGUGCAAGGUGUAAUCCAGAUGACCAUAGACCUCCUGAGCACGCUCCCUUUCUACGCACUCUUACUGCGCCUAUGUCGAUCGUACAGACUGGCUGCGGGUGUCAAAUUUCGGAUGCUGGAGCAAAAGAGUGGAAAAGCACUUAGAUUACUGAUGCAGAUCAACCCCUUACCCUAUGGACAGGUACUGCAAACCUACAGGCUGCCAUCCCAGAGAUGUUACCCCAAGGAUUCCUGGGGUUCCCUAUGCAAAAAAUUGUUCAUUGGAGAAGUGAUCUACCCCUGGAAGCAGAAGAAGUCUAAAGAGCAUUAAAGGAAAGUAUCCACAACAUCACUGCGGUCUGACAGACGAGACACUGGAGCAUUCCUUACCCACCGAAUAAUGGGCAUUAUUUCUAUUAACACGAUCAGACACAAUCUACAGUGACAUGUGCCAUCCCUCUUGCUGAAUUUUAUUGUGCACAUUUAUAUGAUUCUCAUAUUUAAUUGGAAAAGUACUGACGGUAGACCGCACUAAACAGCACCACGUUCUGCAUACCUCAAUACCUGGCAUCUCAUUUCCCGAAACAGCGCCUUCCUUGGCCAUACAUGGUAUUGCAGCAUAGUCAAUUUUACUUGAAUGUGGGUGUGCUGUGAUACAAGGCAUUGCCUAUGGAUAACAGUGGCUCUGUUUCCGGAAGAGGUCCAGAAUUUUUUUUUUCAGUUUUGAUUCUCCUUUAAAAGGGGUUAUCUAUCAAUUUUCAAAAAUUCAUCUCCUGCUGUGGCUGGAUAAAAAGUAAAAAAAAAUUCCAGACUAACCUAACGCUGAUUCGGCUUUACCUGCUCUCCCAAUCUCUUUCCUGCUUUCAAGACGAGUGUUCGUUGCAGGACUUGCUGGUUUAACCAACGCUGCGGCCAGAGAUUGGGUCAGCAGGUCCUGUUGACAGCGCUCAUCUCAGAAGAAGAUUGUGGACUGGCUGAAGCUGAACACGAGCUGGAGGGGACCCAGCUAGGUAAGUAUUGUUUUUUUUUUUUUUAGCAUUAUACAGUGGUCCCUCAACAUACAAUGGUAAUCGUUUCCAAGUGAUCCAUCGUUUGUUGAAACCAUCGUAUGUUGAGGGAUCCGUGCAAUGUAAAGAAUAGGAAGUUGUACUCACAUGUCCCCGCCGCUCCGGACCCGUCACCACUGCCCCGGAUGUUGCACUCCAUCGCUGUCGCCGCGUCCCCGUGAUGUCCCCGCCACUCCGGAACGUCUCUGUUGCCUGGGAUAGUCGCUCUCACGUCGCCGCCAUCACAUCACUAUGCACGCUGUUCCUAUUGGAUGACGGGACGGCGUGCGUGGCGACGUGAUGACGAUGAUGCAGAGGAUCCUGAAGAGGACGCUCCGGAGCCCCGAGGACAGGUAGGAGACCAUCACCGGAGCGCACAGGGCACCGUAAAUGGCUAUCCGGUGGCAGCUGAAGCAGUCUGCGCUGCAGGAUAGCCGUUUAUGCGAUGGCCCCGACAUACAAAAGCAUCAUAUGUUGAUGCUGCCUUCAACAUGCGAUGGCCUCUGAAAUGUUGAAAUUAUCGUAUGUCGGGGCCAUCGUAGGUUGGGGGAUCACUGUAUAUAUUUAUGCUAAAGCUGAAUAACCCCUUUAAAUGAUCGCUGGCCCGUCUGUAAUUAAUUGAGUCUGUAACGUAGCGGCAUAUGGCAGGCAUGUGACCAUACAACGUCACUCAAGCUCCUCUUCUUUCUAGCACACAGUGUGUUUCUAUGGAGGAGGCUUAUUGACAAAGGUCACAUGCCCCUUCACAUGCCGCCAUGUUAUGGAUGGGAUCAUUGCACGGACGGGAUAGUGAUCAAGGGGGUAGAGCUUCAGAAAGGCUACAUAAUAGGACACUAAGUGUAUAUGACCUAUUAUAAUCAUAUGUCUCAUUUCCAGAGUGUGACCAACCCCUUUAGGUUGUGACUGAUCCUCUGUAGAAGUCGCCGUCCGUUAAAGACUUUUUCUAUAUUAAAUAUUGGACCAUGGCAGCUAUGCACACGUUACACUGCAGCAAGAGAGGCCCAAGGGUUAACUAAGGGUAACGAAAUCUGUACCACGUGCCACAUAGAAACUUUACCACAUACAUGACAGAUAUUGUUGGCAGAUGUUCAAUCUCCAAAUACUGAGAGGCCAAAUCGUUAACAAAAGGAACAAAACUCUUUAGUGGUCAUCUAGUUUUAUGUAAAUUAUAACAUGCAAAUUUAGAUUUUUCUGAUAUACUUUGUGUUAAAAUUUUUCAACAUUUCCAAGGUCACUGCUUGCUGUCAGGGAACGGAAACAUUUAUGUUCCAAUCCCAGCGUUUCCCAACCAGGGUGCCUCCAGCUGUUUACAAAACUACAACUCCCAGCAUGUCCUGGGAGUCGUGGUCUUGCAACAGCUGGAGGCACCCUGGUUGGGAAACAUUGCCCUAUCCAGUAGUUGAAAACAUGUUCUGAUCAUUUAAAGGGGUACUUCACUCCCCAACGUCCGGAACAUUUAGUUCCGAACACUGGGUGCGGGCUUCGGGGUUCGUCACGCCCCCUCUUGAUGUCGCACCCUGCCCCUCAUGACUUCACGUCCUGCCCCCUCAAUGCAAGUCUAUGGGAGGUGGUGUGACGGCUGUGAUGUCACGAGGGGGGCGGGGCGACCCUGAAGCCCGCACCCAACUUUCGCAACUAAAUGUUCCGAGUGGGGAGUGAAGUACCCCUUUAAAACAAGCACAGGUGCACCGCUUGUUACAGUGUGUCGGCGAUUUCUCUUUAUUAAAACGCUACAUAACUUUUUUGGGUUAAUUAACGCAUUUUAUUUAUUUUCUUUAAAACUGGAGAACUGAAGGGCACUUGUUUCUAUAUUUUUUUUUCUUUUUUAGGAUUAGGGUGGGACCAAUAAAACUGAAGGUAUAUUUGGGGUUCGGGUGCACGCUGCGUCUUUUUUUUUUUUUUUUUUUUUAAAUGCUUUAUUUAAAAACAAAAAAAGAACAAAGAAUGCAGCGCUUUCCAGGGUGAUUAUGGGUACAUUUAACACAUACAUCCGUUUCCUGUUUGUGUGUAUGUGUGUAUAUAUAUAUAUAUAUAUAUAUAUAUAUAUAUAUAUAUAUAUAUGCCAUCUGUUUGGUUGCUAUGGACAGCUGGACUACUUUUUCCUCUGCACAUGUUUAGAUAAAUCGCCCCAAUAGGGGCGAUUUAUCUAAACAUGUGCAGAGAAAAAAGCAGGGCAUAUAUAUAUAUAUAUAUAUAUAUAUAUAUAUAUAUAUAUAAAACUGUGUUUGACGUACAGAUCCGAGGUGCCAUUUAACACUGGAUAAUGAGAGUAUUUUUUUCUCCAUUUAUAAUUGUCGUAUAAUUUGUUGGUCAUUGUUUUCCUUUCUGAUUGUCUAUUAUUCGAUCCCGACUGUUUAUUACACAAUCCUUCUCUGUUAAUUCUUAUAAGACUAACCCUCCCGUUCCCAUUCUGCCAGGUUACAGUCUAGCGUUCUCUUUGUAUUUAUAUUCUCACCUGAUCCCCCGGUACCUGGAGGCUGAUUUAUCUUUUAAUUAUAUGAUGAUGUCUGUGAAUAGUUUUUUUUUUGUACGAUUUCUAAUUAUGGUAAUUCCUAAAGAAAAUAUAUAAUUUUAUCCUGG